UCUCCAAUGGGGUUUGAGAAAGAGAUGAGGACGCCAGCACUAUGCAAUUGAGCUCUUUCUCAUGAGAAACAUAAACUGUAUGCAACCUAUAGCAAUGUACUAGUUUCCAGUGUCAUCAAGUCCUCUUUAGACGGAGAAGCUCGUUUCAAUUUUUUACAAUACCAAUUUGAUCCACACGUGGAAACACGUUUCGGAAAUGAGCAAUUUUGCCCUACUGUUUUGUUUUGCUUUCUCAACUUUGUCCUCGUGCACAGCGCUGAAGAGGAACGACGAGCCUAUUAUCGGUGUUUUAGCGCAGGAGGUAUACUCGCCUCGACCGCAGAAUGCGUCUUAUAUAGCCGCAUCGUAUGUCAAGUUCCUGGAGUCUGCUGGAGCAAGAGUCGUCCCUGUGAUGAUAAAUAAGACACUGGAAGAGUACAAAACACUGUUCAACUCCAUUAAUGGAAUACUCUACCCUGGUGGAGGUGUUAGCAUCCUCACAUCUGGGUAUGCAAAGGCUGCUAGAAUCUUUUAUGAGCUUGCCAUAGAGGCCAACUCAAGGGGUGACUAUUUCCCUGUAUGGGGCACGUGUCUUGGAUUCGAGGAAUUGACGUACCUGACCAGUGGAAAGAUGCUUCUGUCCCACACCAAUACCAGUGGUGUGGCAUUGCCACUGGUGUUUAGUAACAGAUCAAGAGAGAGUAGGAUGUUCAAGGGCUUCCCAUCAGAGCUCCUGGAUGCACUGGCCUCUGAGCCAAUCACUGAAAACUCCCAUAAAUGGAGUCUCACUUUGGCGAUUUAUAACAGCAAUGCAGACCUUAGGAAGUUCUACAAAGUCCUGACCACAAGCAGUGAUGGGAUAAAUGAGUUUGUGUCAACUAUGGAAGCAUAUGGCUUCCCCAUCUAUGGAACCCAAUGGCACCCUGAAAAGAAUACAUUUGAAUGGACAAAGCCGUACAUUCCACACUCUCCAUUGGCUGUAAAGGUUACUUUCUUCAUGGCCGAUUUCUUUGUCAAUGAAGCUAGAAAAAACUUUCACAAAUUUGAGGAUGAGGAGGUGGAGAAGAGGGCACUGAUAUAUAACUACAAUCCUGUGUACACUGGAAUCAAGUCAGUCUUUGAACAAAUAUAUUACUUUUGAAAUGAGUGUCUUUUUGAUAUUUUAAGUAGAAAUUGUGGACAAAUAUUGAAUUUUAAAAGCCUGUUAGUAAUAACUAUUGAUUUUUUAUAUUAAUAAAGACUUCCUGAAUUGCCAAAGAUGCCCUCUGUGCAUCCUCUGUGACUUCUAGGAAGAUGUUAACCCACUUAACCCCAACAUUUCUCCAAGUUCACCAUCAUUGUAAAGCCCUAGUUAUUUUGUUGCUUGAGUCAUUUCUGAAGAUUAUUUAUUUAAUGUUAUUAGUAAUUUAUUUUAAGGUGAAGAAAAUUUUAAAAAACUCCCACAUUUUCAGGUCAACUCUGUUACUUGAACUGAACUCUUGAUUUUUUUCCCCCCUGAGUCAUUGCAUAUCUCAUUGUCAAGUCAGUGUAAAAGCAGGUGAGCUGGUUCUACUCUUUUAACCCAUGUUCUGGUGUUUGGUGGUGAAAAACUGAGCAGGUCGAGCACAACACUUCAACCCUGUUACCCAUAGAUGGUCAGGCUGGAAAGGUUCUAACAAUGUUUUUUUUGUGAAGUUUGAAUUCAAUUGCCCCUCCCUGUUGUACACAACAAGCUUCCAUUCCCCCCGGUCACAAAGAAAUGUAUGGCUGAUUUAAGAUAAGGUAGUCAACCCUGUUACUUUAUUUGGCACUAUAGUUUUUUAUUUAACCUGUUGAGAUGGGGAAAUUUGUUUCAUUAAGUUGAACAUGUGCUCUUUAUGACAAUGUUAAAAUAAGUGAAAUAAAAUAAAUCAAACUACUCAAAAGGAACCUAAUUGGUGGAACGACCCAAAUUAUUGUUCUUAAUGGUACUGAUAUAAACCUUACAAUCCUGUUCACUGGAAUCAAGUCUGCCUUUGAACAAUAUUACUUUUUUGUGAGUAUGUAAUUUAACAUGUUUAUUUCAAUAAUUGUAAUGGUAUUUAUGCUGCAACACUUAGAUGUACAUUUCUGUAAAUUAAAAGCUUAAUGUUUGAUUUGUAUAUUUUUGAUAAAGGUUUUACAAAGAAAGUAGGCUAACUGAGAACAAUAAAGUUGUUCGUAUGACUA
Molecule: messenger RNA, 2166 nt
Organism: Oncorhynchus tshawytscha (Chinook salmon)
Lineage: Eukaryota; Metazoa; Chordata; Actinopteri; Salmoniformes; Salmonidae
Product: gamma-glutamyl hydrolase
Exons: 9
Coding region: 197-1120 (307 amino acids)
Biological process (GO): tetrahydrofolylpolyglutamate metabolic process
Cellular component (GO): vacuole
Molecular function (GO): gamma-glutamyl-peptidase activity
Source: RefSeq, a predicted model, not a curated record